CCAGACAGGCAGGUGGACACACUGAGGAAGACCCUCCACCCUCGAGAGCCCUCCACAAAAGAACACACCGCCCCUUGGCCCCCAGGAAGGGAGCACAAUGGAGGCUGCACACUCCAAGACCACGGAGGAAUGUUUGGUCUAUUUUGGGGUGAGUGAGACCACAGGCCUCACCCCAGACCAAGUUAAGCGGCAUCUGGAGAAAUUCGGCCCCAAUGAGCUCCCUGCUGAGGAAGGGAAGUCCCUGUGGGAGUUGGUGGUGGAGCAGUUUGAAGACCUUCUGGUGAGGAUCCUGCUCCUGGCUGCCUGCAUUUCCUUUGUGCUGGCCUGGUUUGAGGAAGGCGAGGAGACUGUCACUGCCUUCGUUGAACCCUUUGUCAUCCUCUUGAUCCUCAUUGCCAAUGCCAUUGUGGGGGUUUGGCAGGAGCGAAAUGCAGAGAACGCCAUCGAGGCAUUGAAGGAGUAUGAACCCGAGAUGGGGAAGGUCUACCGGGCUGACCGCAAGUCAGUUCAAAGGAUCAAGGCUCGGGACAUUGUCCCAGGGGACAUUGUGGAGGUGGCCGUGGGAGACAAAGUCCCUGCAGAUAUCCGCAUCCUCACCAUCAAAUCCACCACCCUGCGGGUUGACCAAUCCAUCCUGACAGGCGAGUCUGUGUCUGUCAUCAAGCACACAGACCCCAUUCCUGACCUCCGAGCUGUCAACCAGGACAAGAAGAACAUGCUUUUCUCGGGCACCAAUAUUGCAGCCGGCAAAGCCUUGGGCAUCGUGGCCACCACGGGCGUGAGCACCGAGAUUGGGAAGAUCCGUGACCAAAUGGCUGCCACAGAGCAGGAAAAGACCCCACUACAGCAGAAGCUGGACGAGUUCGGGGAGCAGCUCUCCAAGGUCAUCUCCCUCAUCUGCGUAGCUGUCUGGCUCAUCAACAUUGGCCACUUCAACGAUCCCGUCCACGGGGGCUCCUGGAUCCGUGGCGCCAUCUACUACUUUAAGAUUGCCGUGGCCCUGGCUGUGGCCGCAAUCCCAGAAGGUCUGCCCGCAGUCAUCACUACCUGCCUGGCCUUGGGCACCCGCCGGAUGGCAAAGAAGAACGCCAUCGUGAGGAGCCUGCCCUCCGUGGAGACCCUGGGCUGCACGUCUGUCAUCUGUUCCGACAAGACAGGCACUCUAACCACCAACCAGAUGUCUGUCUGCAAGAUGUUCGUCAUUGACAAAGUAGAGGGGGACAUCUGCACUUUGAAUGAGUUCUCUAUCACUGGUUCCACUUACGCUCCAGAAGGAGAGGUCUUGAAGAAUGAUAAGCCAGUCCGGUCGGGGCAGUAUGAUGGGCUGGUGGAGUUGGCCACCAUUUGUGCCCUCUGCAAUGACUCCUCCUUGGACUUCAAUGAGGCCAGAGGCGUCUAUGAGAAGGUGGGCGAGGCCACCGAAACAGCGCUCACUACCCUGGUGGAGAAAAUGAACGUGUUCAACACCGACGUCAGGAACCUCUCGAAGGUAGAGAGGGCCAACGCCUGCAACACGGUGAUCCGCCAGCUAAUGAAGAAGGAAUUCACCUUGGAGUUCUCCCGAGACAGAAAGUCCAUGUCUGUUUAUUGCUCCCCAGCCAAGUCAUCCCGGGCUGCUGUGGGCAACAAGAUGUUUGUUAAGGGUGCCCCUGAGGGGGUCAUCGACCGCUGUAACUACGUGCGAGUUGGCACCACUCGGGUGCCAAUGACCGGGCCAGUGAAGGACAAGAUCCUGUCCGUGAUCAAGGAGUGGGGCACUGGCCGGGACACCCUACGCUGCCUGGCCCUGGCCACCCGGGACACGCCCCCCAGGCGAGAGGAGAUGAUCCUGGAGGACUCUGGCAAGUUUGUGGAGUACGAGGUGGACCUGACAUUUGUGGGCGUGGUGGGGAUGUUGGACCCGCCACGCAAGGAGGUCAUGGGCUCCAUCCAGCUGUGCCGUGACGCCGGCAUCCGGGUCAUCAUGAUCACAGGGGACAACAAGGGCACGGCCAUCGCCAUCUGCCGGCGAAUCGGCAUCUUUGAGGAGGAUGAGGAGGUGGCCGACCGAGCCUACACGGGCCGGGAGUUUGAUGACCUGCCCCUGGCCGAGCAGCGGGAUGCCUGCCGUCGUGCCUGCUGCUUUGCCCGCGUGGAGCCCUCCCAUAAGUCAAAGAUUGUGGAGUAUCUGCAGUCCUUCGAUGAGAUCACAGCCAUGACAGGUGACGGCGUUAACGAUGCCCCGGCCCUGAAGAAGGCCGAGAUCGGCAUCGCCAUGGGGUCGGGCACCGCUGUGGCCAAGACCGCCUCUGAGAUGGUGCUGGCCGAUGACAACUUCUCCACCAUUGUGGCGGCCGUGGAGGAGGGCCGCGCCAUCUACAACAACAUGAAGCAGUUCAUCCGCUACCUCAUCUCCUCCAACGUGGGCGAGGUGGUCUGCAUCUUCCUGACGGCCGCCUUGGGGCUGCCCGAGGCCCUGAUCCCUGUGCAGCUGCUGUGGGUGAACCUGGUGACCGACGGGCUCCCGGCCACAGCCCUGGGCUUCAACCCCCCCGACCUGGACAUCAUGGACCGGCCUCCCCGGACCCCCAAGGAGCCCCUCAUCAGCGGCUGGCUCUUCUUCCGCUACAUGGCGAUUGGAGGCUACGUGGGUGCAGCCACGGUGGGUGCAGCUGCCUGGUGGUUCCUGUAUGCGGAGGACGGGCCUCAGGUCACCUAUAGCCAGCUGACCCACUUCAUGAAGUGCAACGAGGACAACCCAGACUUUGAGGGUGUGGACUGUGAGGUCUUCGAGGCCCCAGAGCCCAUGACCAUGGCCUUGUCCGUGCUGGUCACCAUUGAGAUGUGCAAUGCUCUCAACAGCCUGUCUGAGAACCAGUCUCUGCUGCGGAUGCCGCCCUGGGUGAACAUCUGGCUGGUGGGCUCCAUCGGCCUCUCCAUGUCCCUCCAUUUCCUCAUCCUCUAUGUCGACCCCCUGCCGAUGAUCUUCAAACUCCGGGCCCUGGACUGGAACCAGUGGUUCAUGGUCCUCAAGAUCUCAUUUCCCGUUAUCUUGCUUGACGAAUGCCUCAAGUUCGUUGCUCGGAACUAUCUGGAGGAUCCAGAAGAUGAAAGAAGGAAGUAACCUUCUUCCCCACCCUGAUAGAGCGAUGCGUCUUCUUCAGCCCGAGCUGUGGCACAGAACCCCAUCCCCGGCCCCUCAACUGCCCUCUACAUGUUUCUGUUUAUAAACACAACGUCCCCUUCACUUCCCCUUCCCUCUUACCUUUGUAAAACCUCCCCACUUCCUGACCUCGUGGGGCUUGCAGGGACAAGGCGAAUGACUGAUCUGAGCUGCUUAUUUAUUGAAAAUAAAUGACAGAAAAGUC
Molecule: messenger RNA, 3347 nt
Organism: Choloepus didactylus (southern two-toed sloth)
Lineage: Eukaryota; Metazoa; Chordata; Mammalia; Pilosa; Megalonychidae
Gene: ATP2A1
Product: ATPase sarcoplasmic/endoplasmic reticulum Ca2+ transporting 1
Exons: 22
Coding region: 98-3103 (1001 amino acids)
Biological process (GO): calcium ion transmembrane transport; intracellular calcium ion homeostasis
Cellular component (GO): membrane
Molecular function (GO): ATP hydrolysis activity; P-type calcium transporter activity; ATP binding
Source: RefSeq, a predicted model, not a curated record